Messenger RNA from Ceutorhynchus assimilis (cabbage seed weevil), 2840 nucleotides. Lineage: Eukaryota; Metazoa; Arthropoda; Insecta; Coleoptera; Curculionidae. The record is from the annotation of a GenBank genome assembly.
UUCUGAACGUGCCCCUUUACAAACAGAUGAUAAAUGUCAAAAUCACUGUCACUUGUCACUCAAAAGUCAAAUUCAAAAAUCAUGACAUAAUUCACCUAUUUUCUGUAUUUUGUAAUAAUUUAUCAAUAACAAUUACCAAGAUGCUUAAAACAAUUAUUUAAAUACAGUUUAGCUUGAUAGAAUUCUUUAAUUUGCCUAAUAAUUGUCUUGUAAAUUCCUUACGAUGAAAAUCUAAUUUUAGAAUUGAGAUUAACCUUAAAACCUCUAAAACAAAUUAUUGUUUGAAAAAAAUGGCCAGCAACUUUCCGGAUUCGAUGAACUAUUGUUGCGAAAUUUGCGGUCUGGACGGGCUCAGCGAAGACGAGUUCCGGAUUCACACUCGCACAGCUCACGUGGACGGUUUCGGUGUUUGUCCUUUUUGUGAACUGACUGCUGUCAGUCCUGCCGAGCUCAUUUUACAUGUUAAUCAAGCUCACUUGGAUUUUUUGACUCCGGAGGACAAUGAUCAACAGAAUGGUAUUAGUUUUAUUGAUGAUCCAAGUCCUAGUGAAUGUACUAAUGGUUUUAAUGGAGAAAGUAGUGUCAGUUGGAACAAUCCGGCCACCUAUUCCAACAGGAGCCUCAAUGGGGAACGAAUGGACAACAAGAGCAGUUAUUCAAAUAUCAAUCUCAGUCCUAAAGUAAGUGGAGGGGGCGAGGUGACCCCACAAAAUUCAAACCACCAUUAUGGAGGCCAAGGAUCACCUCUACGAUCCAAUCUGGCCUUGAAACUGAAAAAUUCCGCAGCACCACCUCCAGCCUUCUUACAAUGUCCUAUUUGCAGCUAUACAAGUAAUAGUCCCAAUGAAUUAGAAGAACACGUUAACAGGCGACACUUCGACUUGACAUCACCUUCAGUAGGCCACCAAACCACCACCAAAGAAACAUUUUCUUGUCCUAUUUGCGUGAAAUCGUUCUCUUCAGCCCCAGAUCUAGAACUGCACGUCAACAUUGAGCACAAAGACGUUUUGUCGCCUGCAACUCCUGCCGAGGCUGCCGCCGCCCUGUAUUCGUGUCCAGUUUGCGGGAUGGCGCUGGACAGAGAGGCUGACGGUGAAGCUGCCCAACAACAUGUAGAAUCUCAUUUUCCUGCCGGAUCUCCUCAGCCGACAGCCGAUAGGGCGGCACUACGUGAGCGGGAAAAGCGAGAUUUUGAAAUGUUACGAGCCCAAUACGGAAUGGACAAUCAGGGUAACUUUCGAGAACAAUCAGUAACAAACAUGCAACGAGCAGUUUACGCUGGCGAGAUGAGCGUUGCUGAUUAUUAUGAACGUCAACUCGAUUUGAAAGCCUCAGAAAGCUGUGGAGUGGAUGAUGGCAACUCAGUGACCAGAAGUAUUGUUCCUAGGGUGAAAGCCAUGAGCGCAACCGCUCAAAACGUCGUCCGAACUCUCCUUUGCACCUGUGUCGACCACUACGCUUCCUCGUACGGCGACCGGGGCUGGGGCUGUGGCUACCGGAAUACCCAAAUGAUCAUGUCAAGCCUGUUGACUCACACCGGGUACAACGAACGGCUGUAUAAAGUUUGGCAAAAAGAAAAGCCCCCCAGGAGCUCUGUACCGAGCAUAUCGCAUUUGCAGCGUCUGAUUGAGCAAGCGUGGGCAGUGGGAUUCGAUUUACAGGGCUCUGAACAAUUAGGCGGCCGACUGGUCAAUACGAGAAAAUGGAUCGGGGCAACCGAAGUAGUAACGCUAAUGUCGUUUCUGCGCAUCCGGUGCCAAUUGGUCGAUUUUCAUCGGCCCACUGGUCCUGGCGGCACUCAUCCCGAACUAUUUAAAUGGGUGCUGUCGUAUUUCGAGAACGGCGCUGGUGGCGAAUUCACUCCGCCUCUCUACUUACAACAUCAAGGUCAUAGCAGGACAAUAAUGGGCAUCGAAGUGCACAGAGACGGCAGCUUGGUACUUUUGGUGCUGGAUCCCAGUCACUCGCCUCAACAGAUGGCUCAACUAGGUGACGUUAGCAACACCCAGUUGCGUCUGUUGAGGAAGAGUGAGGCGGCUAUGAAGGCGCGCCAGUACCAGAUUGUCGCCGUUGUUGGGAUGACCGACAACGAGCAACAGUACCAAAAUAGCAAAAUUCUUCGAGGCACGAGAAUACCUCAAGAAAGGUGAGGUUAGUUUUGACAAUUAUUAAUUGUCCUUUUAGGCAAUAAAUUUAGGCCCUAAUUCCGUUUAUUCGCUUUAAAAACUUUAUCAAUUGUUCUACCACCUUUUGCUGUUCAAAUCAAAGAAAAGUUUAAAGUACAAUAAUAAUUAUUAUUAUUAAAAGAGAAGAGAUUUUAUUUAAGAGAAAAAGCUCACAUUGUUAAACUAUUUAUUUAUUUGUAUCAAUCUAAGCAAAAUAAUUGAGCUUUUUUGCACCAACUAUCUUAAGCAUACAGGGUGUCCAUUUUAUUUUGUCCUAAGAAAAGUUGUAAUAUUAAGUAUUUAUCAAAAAAAAAAAACAACUUUUGUCAAGAUAAAUGAAAGUGAUAUAAUAAAAAGUACAGAGUGAUUUUUAGUUUUAAAUAAUUUUUUUUUUAUUGAUAGUAUGUAGUUAUAAUUUAAGUUCUUAAGAAUAAUUACUAUUUAAGCUUGUUUGUUGUUUGGAAAAUUGAUUGUUAUUUAUUUUGAAACUGCUAAAAAAUUAUUGUACAUACAAUAACAUUGACUAUUUCUAGUUCUGAUACAUUGUUUUAUUUCAAAUCUACAAAUAUUUAUACCUUAUAUGUAUAUAUGUAAUCCAAAGUUAAAGUAAUCCUCUUUUCAAACUUAUCCAGAGCAUCCACGACAUCCACAGUGCACACAUUCAACUAUUCUUCC